GUGCACAUCUUGUAUCCAGCUGCAAACGACUCUACAGUUGCGAUUCUAAAAAACUAAUUUCUCAAAGCUUGUUUUACUGAAAUCCACGAUUAACAUGGCUUCGGCUGCGGCACGUUCGUUUGCUUUCCGACAGCAAAUGAAUACUCGUCGGUUUGAAUUUGCAUCCUGCUUAAAUAUGAAAUCAUUUUACAGUUCCUACGCAGCAAAUCCAAAAGAAAAAGCUCCAGAAAAUUACACACAGUACCACGAAGUUUCAUCUGAUAACUGGAAAUUUGUGGAACGAUUGAAGCCUCCCACCGUUGUCCCAUCUUUUCCUACAAAUGGAAGUUAUUUUUCUGAUUGGACUCCACCACCAGAUACACCACCUAAUUUACCAUAUUUUGUUAAAAGAACAAAGAAUUUUAUGGUUCCUGUCUACCUGAACUUUGAAGCAGUGAGAAACCAAAGAAAAAUCACUAUGGUUAAACAUAUAGAAGGAGACAUUUGGGCUAUGGAAAAAGCCAUCAAGUCCUACCUGGAAGAAGUAACAAAAAGACCAGUGGUUUCUCAAGUGCAUGAGGUUGCCAUGUACAUCAAGUUUAGAGGAGAUUAUGCUCUUCAUGUCAAAAAAUGGUUGAUAAAUGCUGGUUUUUGAAUAGCAACUGAAAAGCAAUGGAGGAAUUAUUUACAAGGAUACAUUUGAAUGGGUAUCCUAUUUAUGAGGCAAAAGAACACACGAAGGAAUACAACCAAAUAAAUCUUCUUUACGUGAA
This is a messenger RNA of Daphnia carinata, 752 nucleotides long. RefSeq names its product large ribosomal subunit protein mL49-like (gene mRpL49). Gene Ontology annotation, cellular component: ribosome; mitochondrial large ribosomal subunit. The coding region runs from base 95 to 634 and encodes 179 amino acids. Gene Ontology annotation, biological process: translation. The transcript has 5 exons. The record is from RefSeq and is a predicted model, not a curated record. Gene Ontology annotation, molecular function: structural constituent of ribosome. Lineage: Eukaryota; Metazoa; Arthropoda; Branchiopoda; Diplostraca; Daphniidae.